GCGGGCGUGGGAGCCUCGCGCGGGGGACGCGGCUGACGGGCUGCGCAGAGGCUCCGGCCUUCCCCCAGCUGUUGGCUGAAAGCCUCAGUGGUUAUUCAUGAAGACUCGCCCACCAUGUUUUAUGGGACUCAGUUCAUCAUGUCUCCUCCCACGAAGAACAAGCUAAAGCGACAGAGCCAGCUGCUGUCCACUAUGCUGUCCCGGACACUGAGCUACAAGUACCGUGACCUGGACUCCACCUUGUGCAGCCUGGGUGCCAGCGAUGACCCCGCGGAGCUCUCUACCCAGCUCUCGGCCCCUGGCGUCUUGAAGGUGUUUGGGGACAGUGUCUGCACAGGCACCCACUACAAGAGUGUUCUGGCCACUGGCACCUCAAGCGCCCAGGAGCUGGUGAAAGAGGCACUAGAGCGCUAUGCCCUGGACCCUGGCUGUGCUGGCCAGUAUGUGCUCUGUGACGUUGUGGGCCAGGCUGGGGACUCUGGACAGCGGUGGCAGGCCCAGUGCUUCCGAGUGUUUGGGGACAAUGAGAAACCCCUGUUGAUCCAGGAGUUAUGGAAGCCCCGAGAAGGCUUGUCCCGGAGGUUUGAGCUGAGGAAGAGGUCUGAUGUGGAAGAGAUGGCAGCGAGGGACGUGGAUACCACCACAGCAGGGAUAAACGCCCAAGCCCGGAGGCUCCAGCGUAUCCGCGCCAAGGGAACCCCAGCCCUCACCUCAGAGGCUGCCCAGAGCGCGCCACCUACCCGGCUGCGCCGUACAGUCAGCGAGACCAGCCUCAGCCCGGCACCCACCCUACCCGACGCUGCCCAGAGCCCCGAGGAGCCCGUCCCUGACAGCAUGCGUUACUCACUGUACCAGUGCCCGCACCUGCUGCUGCUGCAGGGCUACAGCCAGCAGCAUGACAGCCUGGUGUACGUGCUCAGCCGGGAGCUGCACACCGUGGGCCAGCGCACACCCUCCAGCAAGCCCAGCAUCAGCCUGUCCGCCCCCGACAUCCUGCCCCUGCACUGUACCAUCCGCCGCCACCAGGCCCCAGGAGGUGGCCGGGCCGGGCCCCGGCUCGUGCUGGAGCCCGUCGCUGGGGCGCCGGUUUCAGUCAACUUCUCUGAAGUGGGGAGGAAACCCGUGGUGCUACAACAUGGCGACCUGCUCUCCCUGGGUCUCUACUACCUGCUGCUGUUCAAGGACCCUGGGCAGGCGCAGCCGCUGCCUGCCUGUGCCCUCGCCCGUCUCGGGGCGGCGCCACAGAGCUGUAGGAUGUGUGGUGCGGUGCUCAGAGCCCGAGGGGCUGCUUCCUUGCCUGCUGCUAUGGUCCGGAGGCGGUCCCUGCUCCUGGAGUUUGAGCCGGACAUGGAGGACACCCUGCUGCAGAGGAUCAUGACGCUGAUCGAGCCUGGCGGUGAUGACCACAAACUGACGCCUGCCUUCCUCCUCUGCCUCUGCAUCCAACACUCGGCCACUCGCUUCCAGCCGGGGACCUUCAGGCACCUCCUGCUCAACAUCUCCAAGAGGGUGCGAGACACGGUCUGGGAGAAAACCAAAGAACUGGCGGAAAAGCAGGCACAACUCCAGGAACCCAUCUCCUGGGCCAGCUUCCCCAUGGCCGACCUGGUUCCCGACCUGCAGCACAUCCUGUUCUGGAUGUCAAACUCCAUUGAACUGCUGUACUUCCUGCAGCAGAAAUGCCCGCUGUACAUGCAGAGCAUGGAGGAGGAGCUGGACGUGACAGGCUCCAAGGAGUCGCUGUUCUCCUGCACACUGACGGCCAGUGAGGAGGCCAUGGCGGCCCUGGAGGAGGUGGUGCUGUAUGCGUUCCAGCAGUGUGUGUACUACCUCUCCAAGUGCCUGUACGUCUGCCUCCCGGCCCUCUUGGAAUGCCCUCCAUUUCAGACCGAGCACAGGGAGAGCUGGCGCUCAGGCCCCGCUCUGCCGGAGGAGCUUCGACGCGUCGUGUCUGUGUUCCAGGCCACCUCGGACCUCCUGCGGCAGCUGCAGAUGCACCCUGAGGUGGCCUCCCAGAUGCUUGCUUAUCUCCUCUUCUUCUCUGGCACGCUGCUCCUCAACCAGGUGCUGGACAAGGGGCCCUCUCUGAGUUGCUUCCAUUGGCCCAGGAGUGUCCAGGCCUGUGCCCGCCUGCAGCAGUUCCUGGAGUGGGCCAGGGGCGCUGGCCUCGGGGCACCCGCCGAGCGCUUCUUUCGGAAGCUCUCCUGCACCCUGCAUCUGCUGGCCACUCCCAGCGCUCAGCUCGUCCAGAUGAACUGGGCCACCCUUCGGGCCACAUUCCCUGCCCUGAACCCUGCUCAGCUGCACUGGCUGCUGACUCAGUACCAGCUGGCCUCUGCCAUGGGCCCGAUGAGUGCCUGGGAGCCAGGAGCCCAAGACAGCCCAGAGGCCUUCCAGUCCGAGGACAUCCUGGAGUCCUAUGAGAACCCGCCGCCCAUCGUCCUGCCGAGCCAGGGCUUCCACGUGGAUGUGGACGCAGACUGCCUGGAGGACAGCAUCUACCAGCACCUGCUCUACAUCCGCCACUUCCUGUGGGGGCUGCGGAGCCCAGCCAGCCCUGACAGUGGGCCUGCCCAUCCCGAGAGCAUCGAGGGCCUGUACCACACGAUUCCUGAGGGGCAUCUGGAAGGCCAUGGCUGCCCCCUGGCUAAUAGGGACCCAGGCAGAGGAGCUGUUGAAACUGCCCCAGCCCAUUCUCUUCCUGUCACUGGAGCUCCCCGGGCACAAGGUCCCCCCGGAAGACAGCCUAUCCGAGGGGACCGAAGGGGUUCCCAGGCUAGCUCUCUGCACACUGACUCCUCCUGCCUGCUCACGCCUCCCAGCACACCACUGGGCCUGGAGCCUGGAGGUCCCACCUGGCCAGAGCCCAGUGGCCUCCGUGGAAAAGCACCUCUUGAAGGGCAGAGGAACGGGCCAGGUGGUCCUACCGGUGCAGCUCUGGAAGGAGACCCUGUUCAGGCUGCUGCUGAGCCUCCUGCUGAGGGCCCCAGCCCCAGCUCCAGCACCGAGGACUUCUGCUACGUGUUCAUGGUGGAGCUGGAGCGAGGCCCCUCAGGGCUGGGGAUGGGCCUGAUUGAUGGCAUGCACACAUCUCUGGGGUCCCCGGGACUCUACAUACAGACCCUGCUUCCUGGGAGCCCCGCAGCGUCUGACGGGCGGCUGUCACUGGGAGACCGAAUCCUGGAGGUGAACGGCAGCAACCUGAUGGGUGUCAGCUACAUGAGGGCAGUAGAUCUGAUCCGAAACGGAGGCAAGAAGAUGCGCUUUCUGGUUGCCAAGUCUGAUGUGGAGACAGCCAAGAAAAUCCGCGUCCGAAAGCCCCCUUCCUAACAGACCAAAGACCCUUACCCCAGUACCCGCUUCCUGUCUCCUUGCCAGGUGGCACCACCACCCCCCCUCGCUACCAGCCCACACUCCCCAGUCCAGCCAGUCCUGGGUUUUAAUGUGGAUGGAGUGAGUCCCUGUGUCGUGGCCUCACGUUGAGGACACCUGUUGAUAGUGUACAUUUUAGUGUAUAUUUAUUUAUAUGACACAUGACACUAAGUUGUGACAUUUCCUACAGAGCUUUUAUGUUUAAAGACUUUAAUGGAGAAGUUAGAUUCAAUAAACUAUCUUUCGUAUUCUUACAGGGGGAUUAGGAUCUGCAGUGCAACACUGAGGGAAGCCAGCGGCUCUGUGGCAACCCUUCUUGUCCAGUCAGCACAGAAGCCAGGAGUGCGCCUAGUAUGGAUUAUGAUAGAUAUAGUUCCUUACUGGUCCCCUGCCCUGCUUCUGGUUCUGCAAAUUGGACCCAGGGGUCUUGAUGUGCUAGACAGGCACUCGACCACUGAGCCACACCCCAGCCCCUCACUGGGGGAUUCUAGACAGGCACUCGACCACUGAGCCACACCCCAGCCCCUCACUGGGAGAUUCUAGGCAGGGGCUUUACCACUGAGCUACCGCCCUCAGCCCCUCUUUUUAUAUUUUGUUUUGUAACAGUCUCACUGAGUUGCCUAGGGUGGCCUUGAACUUGCUGUGUAGCUCAAGCAGACUGUGAACUUUCUACCUUCCUGCCCCAGCCUCCUGAGCAGCUCUAAUUACAGGCCUGCUUUCCUCAAGCUAGGCUGUCGAUUACUUGAAUGACCCUCUACCCCAGAACUUCGGCUUUUUUUGCAGCUGGGAAACAAGAACCACAAGUCACGGUGGUCCUGUCUUUUGGUCCUUUGUUUGAGACUGGUUCCAGGCUGGUGUGGCACAUACUGUGAAGGAGGUGGUUCAGGGCAGCUCCCAACAACCUGAGGCCUUGCAGUGUGAGCCCCCAUGCCUGUCUAGAUGAUUAGGCUGAUGUUUUUGCAGGCCUGAGCCAGCCUUGAGCCCCCAGCCUACUGAGCCGACCUCCACUCUUCUCCGCUGUCGCCCGUCACCAAGGCAGGUGGUUGAACACUUAACACUAAGGUGAGGGUCCAGGCUCUUCUUCCCUUUCCACUGUUGGGAAGCCAGCCUCCUUCUCCAGCCAGGGCCUGGCUGUGCUGGGGUAGCAGCUGGCACAUGCGUACACUGGGGUGAGCAAGCUUGGCCACGCUGUCCAUCAGCAGGCAGCAGCUAUGUUCACGGUCUCAGUGUGCACACUCAUCUUUUUAAAGAGUUCAGUGUGUGCGUGCAUGUGUGUGCGUGUGUGUCCACGUGUGUGUUGAGGUGCACAGGUGCCCCAGCAUGUGCUGAGGGAAGGGGACAGCCUCAGGUGUCGUCCCUCACCCUGUUACAGGCAAGCUCACUCUUUUGUUGGCUGAUGUGUGCAGCGGGCUCGGUGGCCUGAGGGCAUCCACUGUUCUCUUCCUCCCCUCUCAUUGUAGGAGUGUGAGGAUCACAGGUGCGUUGGCUACUGUAGCUGGCUUUAUGCAGCUUCUGGGGUGUGAGCUCAGGUCCACGUGCUUGUAUGGCAAGGGUGUCACCCACUGGGCCAUCUCUCCAGCCCAAGGUCCUCAUAGAUUCAACAGGAAUAGAGGGAGUCUGGGAGCAGUCCCCGUCAGCUGCAGACACCCAGGCGUGAAAGGGAUCUCUGUGGAGGGCACCGGCCUCUGCAGCAGUCCUGGAUUGGCCCUGUUGCUUGCCCCCAUGCUUCUCCAUGCUGCCCUCUCCUGGUUGCCACUGGGAGCUGCAGUGCAUCCACUGCAGCUUUCUACCUGCUGCAAGCCUCCACCUGGCGUGGACAGCCAGCCGCAACUCGAUGAGGCCCAAGAUGCUGGAUCGAGUAUAUAA
Messenger RNA from Psammomys obesus (fat sand rat), 5238 nucleotides. RefSeq names its product Rap associating with DIL domain (gene Radil). Bases 115 to 3330 code for a protein of 1071 amino acids. The record is from RefSeq and is a predicted model, not a curated record. The transcript is spliced from 15 exons. Gene Ontology annotation, cellular component: microtubule. Gene Ontology annotation, molecular function: GTPase binding. Gene Ontology annotation, biological process: substrate adhesion-dependent cell spreading; signal transduction; neural crest cell migration. Lineage: Eukaryota; Metazoa; Chordata; Mammalia; Rodentia; Muridae.